UUUAUCACACAGAUCUCAACAUGAACACUUUGGUCUUUGCUUUCUUCGCCACCUUGGCCGUAGCUUCUGCUGCUCCCAGUUGGGGAUAUGGUGGAUGGGGUCAUGGAGCAGUUCUCGCAGGUCCCGUAGCUCACGGAGCUGUUAUUCCAGGACCCGUUGCUCCCGGAGCUGUUGUAGCUGGACCCCAUGCCGGAGGUGCUGCAGUAAUUGGACCAGUAGCAGGACCUAGUGCUGUAGUAGGACCACGUGAUGCUGGUGCGGCUGUUGUUGGACCUGUAGCUGGACCAAGUGCUGUUGUUGGACCUGUAGCUGGACCAAGUGCUGUUGUUGGACCUGUAAACCACGGUGCCCUCAUUACCCCCGCUGUUGCUGCCCCAGCUGUUCUUGCUGCUCCAGCUAUUGGUGCUUGGGGAUACGGUCAUGGAGGUUGGGGUGGUCACGGAGCCUGGGCUGGUCAUUGGUAAUUCCACCUUUAAAACAUAUACAAAAACUAUGUAAAUAUUCCAGUGACAAUUCAAUUUGGAAAAAAAGUAGUUAAUAUCUUUUUCUUGUUAUUUCUCUCAACGUCAAAAUUUCUUUCUAAUUCUUUUGGAAAUUUUCACAUUUCUAAGUAUAUUUUCCUAUUGAAUAUUUCACUGGAAACUUUUACAAACCUGACCUGGAUAAGUCUGAGGGGCUCUCUAAAUUAUAUUUGCAAUAUAUGUGUAUGUACUACGGUUGUGAAAAUUUUUUGUAAAUUUAUAUUUAUUUGCAAGAUUUGCUCAAUAAAGAGUUUAAAAUUGAAA
Molecule: messenger RNA, 785 nt
Organism: Diorhabda sublineata
Lineage: Eukaryota; Metazoa; Arthropoda; Insecta; Coleoptera; Chrysomelidae
Product: tetra-peptide repeat homeobox protein 1-like
Exons: 3
Coding region: 21-464 (147 amino acids)
Source: RefSeq, a predicted model, not a curated record